AUGCAUAUCCAAUCAAUUCCCAUGUGUACGAGGGAGGGUUCGGGCAACAAUUAUGCCUACUUAGUCUCAGAUGACAAGACCAAGGAAGCAGUUAUUAUUGACCCUGCCAAUCCUCCGGAAGUUCUACCUGUUCUGCGGGAGCAAACCACUACUGGGGGUCUUAAGUUAACCAAGAUCAUCAACACACAUCACCACCACGAUCAUGCGGGAGGUAACGUGGAUGUUAUAAAAGCAUUCGGCUUGCCUGUAAUUGGCGGUCGCGACUGCGACAAAGUAUCCGAGACACCCAGCCACAACAGCACUUUCAAGAUCGGAUCCAUCAACGUUAAAGCCCUCCACACACCCUGCCAUACACAAGACAGCAUAUGCUUCUACUUCGAAGACGGAAACGAUCGCGCAGUCUUCACCGGAGACACACUAUUCAUCGGCGGCUGCGGACGGUUCUUCGAAGGCACUCCAGAGCAGAUGCACAAGUCUUUGAACGAAACCCUAGCGGCCCUUCCCGAUGACACGAAGGUCUACCCUGGACAUGAGUACACAAAGGGCAACGUCAAGUUUGCAAAGAGCGUACUGGACAAUGAUGCCAUCAAAAAGCUCGACACCUUUACACAAGAGAACAAGCAGACGCAGGGCAAGUUCACCAUCGGCGACGAGAAGAAGCACAACGUAUUCAUGCGCGUUGAUGACCCUGAGCUCCAGAAAGUCACUGGCAAGACACAGCCUAUCGAUGUUAUGGGAGCGCUGCGAGCCAUGAAAGACAAGUCGUAG
Molecule: messenger RNA, 768 nt
Organism: Alternaria atra
Lineage: Eukaryota; Fungi; Ascomycota; Dothideomycetes; Pleosporales; Pleosporaceae
Exons: 5
Coding region: 1-768 (255 amino acids)
Molecular function (GO): hydroxyacylglutathione hydrolase activity
Source: RefSeq, a predicted model, not a curated record